UGUGUUCUGCAAACAACGGCUACAGAGCACGCAAGCACCCACAAAACAGACGGCUACCAAAAUGACUCGGCAAUAUAAUAGGUAGAUGCACUUUUGCAGUAAGGCUGGUUUUAAAACGGACAAUGUACUAACCAAAGUCUUGGGUACUUUAUUUUGAAACACACAUAUUAGUGAAGUAAUUUCCUUUCAAUAAGUAAUUUUUCUGUUUGAAACUGCAUUCUAACAGAUGGUUGCUGUGUGCGUGCAUAAGCCAAAACCAAACAAAAACUCUACAACAUUAAAGUUUGCCAGGAACUGGCUUCUCUGUGCCCCCCUCUCUGACGGGGGCUCUGUUGAAAGAAGCUAAUAGACCACCAUUCCCUUCCAGAGUGUUCACAAUCUACCAAAUUAACAUACUAAACACUGCUGCAAAGCUUCAACCACAUACGAUUCAGAUAGACCACAUGAAACGCCAAUUGUGGUGGUCUCUGAACAGAUGUGACAUCUUUCUUAAACUUUAAAAGACAAGCCAUGCACCACAAGCACCACUGCAUUCCUGUUCAGAGUUUAGCCUGCAGGCUUGGCUCUUCCGCGGAGCGACAAAACACUACAAGUGAUUAGAAAACAAAACCAGACAAGAAACGGCACGAAACUUCAAUGGAAGUUUCCGAGCUGAUGUGGGUAUCUUGUGUCAAAAGAAUCAGCAAUGAAAAAAUGAAAAAAGGGGAUUACUAGUUAAAAAAAUGUCAUGAAAUUAUUGCCAGCUACAAUGCACGCAAAAACAGAAGAAGAAAGAGGGAUUUUGUGGCCUUUGAGAAUAACAGUCAGCUACGAUCCCAUGCUAUAGUUCAAACCAGAGCUUGUCCGCACAUGAAGACCAUCAGCUGAUACUCUCCUACGUCUGCUCAACUCUCUGAGCUGUUCUUGUGUGACUUUGAAGCUAACCAGCCAGUAGACUGCUGAUCCUAAGUAGAAGUUUUUUUUUUUUAACCAAAAAGAUUUGGAUGUCUAUAAAUGAUCCAAAAGUGCAGCUGAUUAAAUAGCAAUGUACUUACGGCUAUAUUUGUUUAACUAAGUCCUAAAUUACAGACGAGUAAACAAUAAUAUCUGAUCAUUUAUUAGCAGUUAAAUCAUCUAAUUGUGCUUCAAAGAGCUAAAGCUAACUUAGACGUAAUUAAGGUGUCCUAAAAUUAAGUUUCGCCUUUAUUAAAAAUGAUAAUAAGAAUUUUUACAGUUUCUCUUGCAUCACAAAUCGAAAUAUGAAGACAAAAUAAAACAGGGACCUUCUAUCAUUUAGAAUAAUCAUUUGUUUUAUUCUAAACUAGGAUUUAUAAAAAUCAACGUGUCUAAUGAAUAUUAUAAAAUGACCUCAAAAUGCGUAGUUCAUCUUCUGGAAAACUACUCAGUGUAUGAAGAACCAAGCAAGUGAAUUGCCAGAUUCCUUUAACUCCAGGAAGCACUAAACUAGGAUUGAGUGGAGGGAGUGGUGUGAGAGACUGGGCUGCUGUGAGCUUCUGCUGCAAUCAGUAACAUGUCCACUCUGCAGCAUCAGGUGCUGAAAAUCUACUGCAUUUACAAUAGAUGAACUGCAAAUGGAACAAUCCAGUUACUGGUGAGUGGCAUUUUCAUUUGUUUCGGGUGGGUUUUCUGUACCACUUUCUGUAUGUGUAAGCUGUGUUUAUGACAAUAAAUCUCUACUCUCUACUCUACUACUCUGUUCUGUACAUUUGAAUUUGAUCAAGAUUUCUGAUCUCUUUAGUUUGUUGAAUCAUUCUUAAACACAAACUUGCACAUAAACAAGAUGAAAAUUUAGGCCAUUUACACUUUUAUUUCACCACUUAAUUAAAAAGGUUUUAUUGGAAUUAUUUUUUUAAUUAAGAAAGUUUUUACUGUUGAAAGUACAAGAUAACAUUUCACAUAGAAUUCUUUAACCGAUCAUUGGCCAAGCCAUCAUUUUUGUAGUGUCUUAAACUACUGAGCCAAAAUUUUUUAAUUAUAUUUGCAGUUUACUUCACCUUCCAAAAAUCAAGACACCUUUUCCAAUACUGACAGGAUCCAACUGUUCUGCUUUCGCAAGUUAAACUCAAACUAAAGCUCCUGCUCUCUUGAAUACCACUUUAUGAAUUUCAUUAAACAUGUUUGUGAUCUGUAAAGAAUAUAAAAAUGAUUCAUGGAUUUUUCUCACACUCUGAAUGUAAUGAAAUCCUGUUUGCUUACUUUAUGAGAGCGCUCUAAAAGCUUUAUUAGUAGAAUCCACCUGAUUAUAUCAGGCACAGUAGUCACCUUUGCAAAUUUACCUUCCAUAAAGCGUCACACAUUUAAAAUCUUUACCUUCCGCAGGUCUAAUUGCUUCAACAAAAGUAUACAAGUUUUCAUCUAUCAUGUACUCAUUUUAAACCAACCCUGUCUCCUCCAGACAUGAGCUCAAUGCCGUCACUUCGAGUGGUGGAGGCCUUAAUCCUUUGAGCUAUGGAGCUGAAUCUGACGCAUCAGAGUUUGGAGCCGUUUUCAGCCUUGUCUAACUGUACAGUGGAUACAAGUUACCGCUUUGUUUUCUACCAAGUGUCCUACAGCAUCAUCUUUCUGCUGGGGCUGGUCAGCAACAGCCUGGCUUUGCGUAGGCUGUGCUCAUCAACCUGCACCAUAAACUCCACAGCCAUCUAUUUGGUCAGUCUGUCUACUGCAGAUUUAUUCUUUGUCAUCUCUUUACCCAUGAGGAUUUACUAUUACCACCAAAAGGCUCAGAGCUUAUUCUCUAAGACCGAGAACUCCACCAGCUGGACUCAUGGGAUAACGUACUGCCAGAUCACCUUUGUCCUCACGUACAUCAGCUUGUACGGAGGCAUCUUCUUCCUGGUGUGUAUUGCUGUGGAUCGAUACUGGGCUGUGGUGCACCCUUUGAUGUCUUCAGUCCGCCGGUUACGUACUGCACGUGUGGUGAGUGGGGGGAUCUGGUGCCUGGUGUUGGGGCUCAGCAUAAGUUUGCCUUUACUGCGAUCGGCAGCGUCUCAUCACGACCGGCCCUGUCUGUUCGAUCCGUCCUCCCUCCGCCACAAGACCCUCAUUCUGGUAGUCUUUGGCAUAGUGCUGGGGUCGUUUCUGCUGCCUACUCUGAUCCUCCUCUACAGUUACUGCAGGGUGCUGAUGGUGCUCCGCCACCCAAGACAUCGCUGCCGCAGUCAACGCCACAAUCGUCGCCACACCCUCAGAAUAAUCUACUGGGUGUUAGGAGUCUACCUAAUGUGUUUCCUGCCAUAUCACAUCAACCUGCUGGGAUUUACCCUCACACAGGUAAAGCUGCUGCCCCACUGUGGCCUCGCUAAGGUGACUGAGGCUGUGCAUCCAGUGGUGCUCACCCUCGCCAGUGCGAACUGCUGCCUAAACCCACUCAUCUAUUACUUCUCCAGUAGCUUGGUGAACAGGGAGGGGCCCCGUGGAUGGGGAAGUGGCAGCCAUUGUCGUAGAUCCUUUCAAGCAACUUCUCAAAAACUCCCUAAUUAGUGCAACAUGUAGUUUAGUUUAGUUUAGUGUCUGAUGCUUAUGGGGAUGACACUGCAGAACUUGUAGCCUCACGACAUGGAAAAUUGGACCAAAUUGAAUUUGUUAAUUGGAAAUAUGCUCUUUAGACUUGCACCAAAAACACAUAGCUACAGUCAGGACCAUAAAUAUUUGGAGACACAUUUUUUCUAAUUUAGUUUCUG
Messenger RNA from Oryzias latipes (Japanese medaka), 3680 nucleotides. Lineage: Eukaryota; Metazoa; Chordata; Actinopteri; Beloniformes; Adrianichthyidae. The record is from RefSeq and is a predicted model, not a curated record.